Eremothecium sinecaudum is the source of this 819-nucleotide messenger RNA. RefSeq names its product hydroxyacyl-thioester dehydratase HTD2 (gene HTD2). Bases 1 to 819 code for a protein of 272 amino acids. The record is from RefSeq and is a predicted model, not a curated record. NCBI's taxonomy places the organism in Eukaryota, Fungi, Ascomycota, Saccharomycetes, Saccharomycetales, Saccharomycetaceae. Gene Ontology annotation, cellular component: mitochondrion. The transcript has a single exon. Gene Ontology annotation, molecular function: (3R)-hydroxyacyl-[acyl-carrier-protein] dehydratase activity.
AUGGUGGUGAAGUUUAUGAACGUCAGAGAUAUUACUAGUGCUCUUAGUGUGGAAAAGUUCAAUGAGCUCGUCGGAUGCCAAAUACGACGGAGCAUCGGGCUGCAAGAGCGGUUAGGAGGAGGAGAUCAUCUUCUAUUCUUCAAUCCCAAGUGGGAGGGCUUGUGUAAAGACGGUUACUACCGGUAUUUAAGCCCUGCAGCGGUUUUGGGGCAAGAUAUCAUGUUUAAACGGCGUUUGUGGACACAAGGCGGUAUGGAGAUGCGCGAAGGCUUAAAGGUUAACGCUAUGUAUGAAUGUCAUGAGACGAUUAAGAAGGUUCGGGAGUUACGGGGAGACUAUUUUAUUAAGAUUGGUAGGGAGAUUAAAGAUAUGAGUGGAAACGUUGCGGUUGUGGAGGAGCGGACGCUCAUCUAUACGAAUAAGCCACCAUUGGCUGGGCGCAAAAGCUGUGCAAAGGAGCUGGAGGCGGCGAUUGUGAUUCCGUUUAUUUUCGAUGAUAUGACUAUUUUUGCUUAUAGUGGGCUGACGUCUAACCUACACAGAAUUCACUGGGAUAAGGAAUACAGCAUGAAAGUGGAAGGCUACCGCGAUAUCCUGGUACAAGGGCCUCUCACCGUCCACGUCCUGUUGAGAACCGCUGAGCUGGCAUUGGGGAAGCCAGUGAAAGGUAUUCGGUAUAAAAACUCACAGGUAUUAUAUAGGGGUUCGCUGGUUGACAUCUGCAUUGGCGAAGUACACAAUGGCACAGUACGGGCAUGGAUAAGAGACCAGCAUGCAAAUUCAACUAUUUAUGUAGAUGCAGAGCUCACGCUAGAUUAG